Molecule: messenger RNA, 552 nt
Organism: Cooperia oncophora
Lineage: Eukaryota; Metazoa; Nematoda; Chromadorea; Rhabditida; Trichostrongylidae
Source: the annotation of a GenBank genome assembly
AUGGAAGAAGAUCAUUACGAUACUCCGUGGGAGUUCCUCGCAAGACCCACAUCAGUUCGACUGUCCAAUGCUGAUGCAGUAUUUGCCAAACGUCCGUCAACAGCAUCCGAUUCGCCACAAGAUUCUCCGCUCCCACACUCGCCUUCCUUCUCGAAUCGCCUAGUUCACAUUGGAAAUUCGCCGUUGGAAUCGAAACGUCAUUCAUUGAGGGUUGAGCGGCCACGAAAGGUUGAGUCGCGAAAUGAGGAGGAGAUGCUUCUGGAGAGGAACAUCGAUCGAGUGGGAGCCGAAAAACUUCUCGAAAGUCGAGGGCUAGGCGACUUUUUGUUGAGAUCGCGAGGAGAGGGAAGUGCAGCUCUGUCGCUUCGUGGUGCUACCGGAGUCCUACACAUCAAGCUCGAGCGACGGGGCGACAAAUGGGUGAUCGGAGAGGGUCCAUGCUUCCGUUCAAUCGCUUCGGCGGUCCAUUACUAUCGACGACAUCCCUUACCCAUACGAGGAUCAGAUCAUCUACUCCUUAAUGCAUCGCUAACCAAUACAGUCCGCUUAUAG